Molecule: messenger RNA, 3333 nt
Organism: Sardina pilchardus (European sardine)
Lineage: Eukaryota; Metazoa; Chordata; Actinopteri; Clupeiformes; Clupeidae
Product: centrosome-associated protein CEP250-like
Exons: 9
Coding region: 1-3333 (1110 amino acids)
Molecular function (GO): GTP binding
Source: RefSeq, a predicted model, not a curated record
AUGGCGGCUGAAGCAGCACAGCGUGCUGCUCCGGCGUUUAGUGCGUUUUCCCGCACCUCACCCGAAAUAUAUAAGACUCUAGAUGGCAAGGUGAUCGUGGAAGAUGAACUACUUAACUUUAUUGUAGUGAAAAUGAGGACUCUUAGUCAAGACGAAAUCGUCACACUUGUGACAAACCAUUUCACCUCUGAGCGAAUUGAAUCCUCCAAGAAAGUUUUGUUUGAGGUCUGUACCAAGACGACACAGCGGUUGGUCUCGCAUAAAGGAGCACAAAAGGACAUUAACAACGUAAAGUUGUGCUUGAAAGUACUCAAUGAAUGUGGAGGCGAUAUUCCUAAAUUCGUCUCACACUUUCUGGAUGAACUGCCUCCUGUCUCGUUUAAUAGCAUUGAUGUGUCGGUGCUGAUGGGGAAAAUGCUGCAAAUCAACAACGACAUUGCUGGCAUGAAGAAAGUUAUGGAAGCGCAAGUAGUCGCCUGCGGGAGUUUACGCUCGGUGACCGAAGCCCUAGAUAAUAGGCUGGUCGCGGUGGAGAGGCCCGGCGGCCUCCCUGGGCAGGUGACUGCCGGGGAGACUUGUGCUCCUGAUUGCAAUACGGAGAACCUACGACGGAUGCCUAGCAGGAGUGUCUGCGCAGCUGCUAGCGUGAAAGUGGAUCACCCCGAAGGACGGUUGGAUACCGAGAUGGCUGAGAUUAACGCUUCAAGGGAGAACCCCACUGUCACUGCUCUUGUGGUGCCUGAAGAUCAAGCACCGUCUCCCCCGUGGAACCGUGUCGUGAGAGAGGGGAGGCGUCGGAAUAACCCGGCUUCAGGCAGCCGAAAACCCUCUACUGAGUUCAUACACCACCAGAAACCUCAACGCAAGAGAACUGGCAUUAUCGGCACCGGCACAGCCAGUAUACAGGCAGUCCAAACGAAGAUGGUGAGUGUCUUCGCAACGAGGUUUGAUCCGAGCCUCGAAGCAGAGACUUGGCUUCCCAAGCAGGAUCUGGAUAAGCUAAACGUCCUGAAUAAAGACUUCCACGGUGCCGAAUUUAAACUGGACAAGCGUCAUGAUAUUGAGGAGUUUUCUCCCGGCGAAGAUGUCACUCUUUGCUGUUACCUCUCUCCUCCAACCAGUGCUGUUGCCAUGGAGAUCAGGUGGUUUAAGAAAACAGAGUGUAUUUACCUGUUUAAGAAUGGAGACGUAACAGUACUGGAAGGUUAUAAGGGCAGAGUGAGUGUAGACACCCAGAAGCUGCAGGGGGGAGACGUGUCUCUGAGGCUGAGAGAGAGCCGAAAAGCGGACGAAGAGGUGUACACAUGCCAAGUCGUCGGUGCACGGACAGAAGAAACAAGAGUCGGGCUGUGGAUUAAAGGUCGGCAAAAUGUGUUCAUGACUGCUUACCUGCUUCAAAAAUGCUCAUCACCCUCUGAUAUCACAGGUGUACCUGAGAUAACUGCUGAAGACAGAAGGAAAAUGGAGGAAUCAUUCCAGUCUCUGGUUUCCCCUGCAUUGCAGACUGAAUUCAUGAAGGAACCCACACAACCAGAGAAGAGCAAGAAGGCAAAGGAGAUGCUGAGUAAAGAUGGAGAGAUGGAGAAGCUGGAGGACAAGAAUAAAGAGAUGGAGAAGACAAUACAGGACCUGGAGAAGAUGCUGGAGGACAAGAAUAAAGAGAUGGAAAAGACAAUACAGGAGCUGGAGAAGAUUCUGGAGGAGAAGAACAAAGAGAUGAAAAAGACAACACAGGAGCUGGAGAAGAUUCUGGAGGACAAGAACACAGAGAUGGAAAAGACAGCACAGGAGCUGGAGAAGAUGCUGGAGGAGAAGAACAAAGAGAUGAAAAAGACAACACAGGAGCUGGAGAAGAUGAAAAAAGAGGUGGAGAAGAUGGAACAACUACUAAAGGAGAAGAACAAAGAAAUAGAUAAGAAAACAGAACAACUGGAGGAGGAAAAGAAGACGACUCAAAAACUAGAGGAUGGAAGUAAACUCCUUCAGCAAAAAGAGACAGAACUAAUGAACAUGACUAAACGACAGACGGAAAGAGAGGGACUACUGGAGAAGAUGACUAGUGAGGUGGAGACUUAUAAAAGACAACUUGAGUCACUGGGAAAGGAAUUGCAGGAAAGGGACAACAAAAUACAGGAGAUGGAGAAGAUGCUGAAGGACAAGAACAAAGAGACAGAGAGGACGAAGCAACACAUAGAACUAAAGAACAAAGAGAUGGAUCAGACAAAACAGCAACUAGAGGGGAUGGAGAACGAGGUGGAGAAGAUGAAACAACAGCUACAGGAGAAGAACAAAGAAGUAGAGAAGAAAACAGAACAACUAGAAGAUAAUAAAAAAGAGAUGGAGAAGACGACCCAGAAACUAGAGGAGGGAAAUAAACUCCUCCAGCAAAAAGAGACAGAACUAAUAAAAUUGACCGAACGAGAGACGGAGAGAGAGGGACUACUGCAGGAAAAGGAGAGGCAGCUGGAGGAGAAAAUCAAACAGCUGGAGAGAGAAAAACAGCAGGAAAGGCAUGGAGAAGAUCCUGAUCCUCCUCUCGUGGGAAAGAAAAGACACAGCUCUGAAUUGCACCCUCCUACCAUGGCAGAAGACAAUCUUGCUGGACAAGAGCCUCCACAGUCUCCUGCUGUGCCUGAGCUGAGGCUGGUGUUGAUCGGGGGGAGUGCGGCUGAGAAGAAGGAAGCAGCAAACACCAUCCUGGGCACAUCCACACACACAGAGGCUCAGCACAGUGAGAGCAAGCAGGGGAAGGUGGCAGGGAGAUGGGUGACCCUGGUGGAAACUACAGACUGGUUCUGCAGUGGACUCUCUGAGAAGGACAUGAGACAGGAUGUGAGGCUUUGUGUUCGACUGUCUGCUCCGGGACCUCAUGCUUUCCUCCUGGUGAUCCCGAUGGAGCUGUCUGAAAGUGCAGCGAGGGAAAUGCUAGAGAAAAUGGAGGGUAUUUUUGGGAAGGGCUGUUGGAGUCACACAUUGCUCCUCUUUACUAAUAUUAAAGGGUUGAGAGAGACAGGUGUGGAGGAGUUGCUCCAGAAAGGUAGUCCGGAGCUCCAGCAGCUGGCAGAGAAAUGUGGGAACAGAUAUCACCUUCUCAAUGUUAUAGACAGGCCUGAUUACAUGAACAUUACACAACUGCUAGUUAUGAUAGAGGAGAUGUCAAGAAACAGAGAGAGAUUCUACAGCAGUGAGACCUACCAGGAGGCAGAGAGACGUAGAGAGGAGGAGAUGUCAAGAGCUCUGCUUGACAUAAGUGGUCAGCAAUUCCUGAAAAAGAUGGAGGAAGAGAUCAAGCAAAAUGAAAUAUCAAAAUUGCAAGAGAAACUGCGGGAAUGA